CGCUACUAGUCUCUCGUCUGACGUGCUUCGCGGCAAAUGUUCGACACGUGCGAGAAAAAACCGCGCGGCACUCGAGUUACGGGAACGAAAAGUUCGCGCGACUGAGAGGGUCGAUUUUCCGCCAAAGUGGAGCGAUUUCUCGAGCGGUAGCGGAAACAAAACCCGGUGGGGGUUUUAUUUUGACAUCAUGAACAUCGAUGAAUUCCGUGUGCGCGGUAAGGAGAUGAUCGAAUACAUCUGCGAGUACAUUCGCACGCUGGAGGGCAGGAGGGUGACGGCGAACGUCGAUCCUGGCUAUUUGAGACAUUUGAUCCCAAAAGAAGCGCCUCUUAAACCGGAAUCAUGGGACGCCAUCAUGAGAGACGUCGACGGCAAAAUAAUGCCCGGAAUCACCCACUGGCAGCAUCCGCGAUUUCACGCCUACUUCCCGUCUGGCAACUCGUUCCCCUCGAUCCUCGGUGAUCUGCUGUCAGACGCGAUCGGCUGCAUCGGUUUUUCAUGGGCGGCUAGUCCAGCUUGUACUGAACUUGAAACUAUCGUGCUAGAUUGGUAUGCUAAAGCAAUCGACCUGCCAGCCGAAUUCCUGUCGGAGCAGAAAAGCGGUGGUGGCGUGAUUCAGGGCUCGGCCUCUGAAUGUAUUCUGGUGACGAUGCUGGCGGCGCGCACGCAGGCAAUUAAGAUGCUGAAAGAGCAGGAACCCAAUACGGAGGAUUCGGCGUUCCUGCCAAAAUUGGUGGCCUACUGUUCUACGGAGUCGCAUUCGUGCGUCGAGAAAGCAGCGAUGAUCAGCCUGGUGAAGCUGCGGAUACUCGAGCCGGACGACAAAGCCGCCUUGCGCGGUAGACGGCUCGAAUCAGCCAUCAGGGAAGACGUGGCGAAUGGCUUAGUGCCGUUUUACGUAUCCACUACUCUGGGUACUACCGGAUCCUGCGCCUUUGACAAUCUCGUAGAGAUCGGGCCUGUAUGCAAGCUGUAUCCCAACAUCUGGCUGCACGUGGAUGGCGCUUACGCUGGUAACGCCUUCAUUUGUCCGGAAAUGAGACCAUUCAUGGCCGGCAUCGAGCAUGCUGAUUCCUUUAAUACGAAUCCAAACAAGUGGUUGCUAGUGAAUUUUGAUUGUUCUUGUCUAUGGGUGCGUAAUCGAAUGAAGCUCACGUCUGCAUUAGUCGUCGAUCCGCUUUAUCUUCAACAUGCUCGCUCAGGAGAAUCAAUCGACUAUCGUCAUUGGGGCAUUCCGCUCAGCAGACGAUUCCGGGCGUUGAAGCUCUGGUUCGUCAUGAGGUCGUACGGCAUCAGCGGUUUACAAAAGUACAUCAGGAAUCACAUAAGACUGGCGAAGAGAUUUGAAGCGCAUUUGAAGAAAGACAGGCGUUUUGAAAUCUUGAAUGACGUGCGAGUCGGGCUGGUGUGUUUCAGAUUGAAAGAGAGCGAAGAAAUGAAUCAAGAAUUGUUAGCCAACAUUAAUGCGUCCGGUCGGCUGCACAUGAUACCAGCUCGUGUAAUGGGCAAAUAUAUCUUGCGCUUCUGUGUGACGAAAGAGGAUGCGACUGAAGAAGAUAUUGAUUACGCGCUCAGCGUGAUCGAAGAGCAUGCCACGGAAGUAAUGCUGGCACACUACGAAGGCACGGAAGAUGAGUACAGAGCGAAGGGUCCAAAGAGUCCGGCUGCCCUCGACAAGAAACUCGUUCGAAAGUUCAGUUUUACCAGAAGCGUUACCAGAGACGUCUACAAGAAAUCCAUCUCCAAGUCUAGCCUACACGAUGGCGCGACACCCAUCAUGGUCGUCGAUGACAACUCGCAAGUCGAUACCAUCGACGAUGAUCGUUUCUGCAACAGCAGAUCGUGACGAUGUCGAUGACGGUCCCCGGCGCCGACUCGGGACGACGUAGAUGAUAAUAAUAAAAAGGGCCCUCGUUAUACAGCCGUGUGAUGCGGAACUGUGACGGCCCGCCGUCAUCAACUUACUGAUUCCCGAAGUCGUAUUUGUUGAUAAGAACUGAUGAUCAACAAUGGCAUCACCACGUAAAUGUUUAGGCAAGUCAUCUGACUUUGAUCAAAAAUUCAUUCAAAUGCCAUGCGAGAAGAUUGUGGAUCGAUGGAUCGAUCGUUUGCACUCUUUCAAGCACGAAUGAUACUUCGUGACGAUAAAAUGUAUCAAUAAGUUCAGUCAAGUUUUGCGAUAAAGUGUGAGAGUCUUGAGCAUAUUUUAGACAAAUCGUAAUGUAUGACAAAAUUCGAUUUAAAAAAUUAAUUAUAAAUGCAUAUACAUAUAAAUAUAAAAUUAUAUAAUUUCAAAAAUAUUCAAUUAAUAUCUAAAAUUUCUCUUCUGUUUUAUUAAAAGUUUUUAUAAACAUAAAGAUUUCAUUAUAUAUAUACACUAAAAUUAUAAGAUAAACAGAAUAUUAUAUUGAAAAUAUAAUUAUAAUUAUAUAAAAAUAAUAAUUAUAGAUAGAAUUCUGUGGUACGUACAAAUUUUGUUCUGAAUUGUGGACAAUUUAGAGACGGCUAUGCAUGUAGUUAAAGUAUACCGGUGAUUUAUUUUGAUAGACAUAUAUACAUAUAUGUCUAUAUAGAAACAAUAGUGAGAGAAAUAGUGAGAUGAAUUAUUGUAUAUAUGUAAUAUGUGAUAAUGACUGCCGAUGUAUGUACAGAUUCCAAUAAUUUUAUAUAAAAUGCUCGUAAGUAAUAAAAGUGUAUCGAUUUCAAUAAAUUUACGCAUGAAUUAAUUGUGAACUAUAUUAGUUUCGAUAUAUACUGAGUUUAUGAAAUUGCAUUUUCCGUCAUUGAUACUAUUGUAAUUAUAAAAGGAAAUGCGUUACAAUGCUGAACCUAAUACUUUACAUUUAAAAAGUACUUAAUUUUUAGUACAUUUUUAGUACAUUUUUAGUAAAUUUUUAAUUUUUAUCUCAAUUAAAAGAGAACUAAAUAAUUAAUAAAAAGAUAUUAUUAAUUAUUAAUAUCAGAUAUUAUUAAUAUCAUGACAAACAUUGCGAUAUUUUAUUUUUUAAAAAUCUUAAAAUUAUAAAACAUUUGAAAAAAUAUAUAUUAUAGCUUUGAGACACUGUGUAGUGUAAUAAUAAAAUUAUAUUAGAAUUUUUCAGACAUCGUGGAUGUAAUCAACAUAUUCAUACAUAAUUGAUUGAAUAGUUACACGACCGACAUCGACUAAUGUGGAAAUAGAUUUUAAUUUAAAAUAAUUGUACAUAAUAUGAUAUAUAAUAAAUAAGCAAGAAAGUUAUGAAAUAAAGUUUAGAGAAAUAAACAAUAUCUACAAAUUAAAAUUUACAACAAAUAUAGAUUAAUAAAUUUACAAUUUGAGUUUCAUCAAAUCGAUGCUAAUACAAUUAGAAAUCUAUGUGUAUGAACAACUCCAAUAUGUAUGAACAAUUCUUUACUUUAAUUGGUAAAAAUCAGUCUCGAUCUAUAAAGACAAAAUUGAAAAAUUCUUAAGAUUACAUUAGUUACAAACAUACGUGAUAAGUAGAAUGAUUAUAGAAUAUUUAUUUCAUGUACAGAUGUUAAUAAUAA
Messenger RNA from Cataglyphis hispanica, 3528 nucleotides. Its product is annotated as tyrosine decarboxylase-like. The transcript is spliced from 4 exons. NCBI's taxonomy places the organism in Eukaryota, Metazoa, Arthropoda, Insecta, Hymenoptera, Formicidae. The coding region runs from base 188 to 1846 and encodes 552 amino acids. Gene Ontology annotation, molecular function: carboxy-lyase activity; pyridoxal phosphate binding. The record is from RefSeq and is a predicted model, not a curated record. Gene Ontology annotation, biological process: amino acid metabolic process.